UUGUGUAAUGAACUGGAUUUGAUAAAGGGACUCAAGAUAAAGGAACCAUUAGGAAGUAGCGACUACAACUUCUAAGUUUUAAUCCGCAAUUUGAUAGGGAGAAGGUGAAAUCGGAUCUGUUGGUAUUGCAGCUCAGCAAAGGGGGCUACAGAGGCAUGGGGGAGGAGCUGGCCAAAGUUGACUGGAAAAGGACCCUAGAAGGGAUGACGGUGGAACAGCAAUGGCAGGAAUUUCUGGGAGUUAUUCGGAAGAUGCAGGGUCUUUUCAUUCCAAAGUGGAAGAUUCUAGGAGGAGAUAGAGGCGACUGUGGCUGACCAUCAAGCACCCACUCACGCUGGUUCUAUGUUAUCCCACUUUCUCAUCCACUCCCUGCACACUGGGGGCAAUUUACUGAGGCCAGUUAACCUACAAGCCCUGCACGACUUUGGAAUGUGGAAGGAACCCGUAGCACCCGGAGAAGGACGAACGUACAAACUCUGUACAGACAGCACCCGUAGUCAGGAUCGAACCCGGGUUUCUGGUGCUGCAAGGCAGCAACUCUACCAUUGUGCUGCACUUAGUUAGUUGGCAGGGAUAAGCUGGUCCAAAGGGCCUGUUUCUGUGCUUUAUGACUCAUAUGAACUAUGAGCUAUGAACCAUGGUCCCUGCCUUUGGUUGCACUAAUGACUAUUUUAUCGAAUUGUUGUUUCGGCCCGAAACGUUGCCUAUUUCCUUCGCUCCAUAGAUGCUGCUGCACCCGCUGAUUUUCUCCAGCUUUUUUUGUGUAAUCUUCGAUUCUCCAGCAUCUGCAGUUCCCUCUUAAACACUGUUGUUUAUUAUAUCUUAUCUGUGUGUGUUGCGUUACUGUUAAGACGCAGCCAGUAAAAAUAUCACGGUUCUGUUGGUACACAUGACAAUUAAUGACGCUGGACACUUCUCGUUGGUGCCUGCAGGCAGUCUCAGCGAGGCAACUCCGCCUCUCAGUCCCCAGCCACAGGGGGAAAGGCGCUAGUACCAGGCAAGUACCCGCUCGGAGAAUCCAGCGCCCGAAUGGCAUUCAGAAACUGAACUCUCACAAAACAUUACGGGCAAAGGCCGCCGACUUCUUUCUCGCCGCUUCCAAAGUUACAGAAAGAAACUGUGAAGUCGUUGUAUCGUUUUGAGGAAGUACAGAGAGAGAGAGCGGUGGGGGCUCAAAUAACGAGGGAAAUACUUCAUCCCAAAUGACUGUCUACUGAAAUAGCGUUGUUGGAUUCCGCUGGGAGCUUUACUCAGUGCCAUGGCCGUGAGAGGGCAAGAACAGUGGCCGGUGCCAAUGAGAGCAAUUGGUGCCCAGAACCUGCUCACCAUGCCAGGAGGGAUCACCCAGUGCGGCUACCUUCACAAGAAAGGGGCUUCUCAGUGGAAGAUCAUGAAGUGGCCUCUGCGGUAUGUGAUCAUUCACAAAGGCUGCAUCUACUACUUCAAGUCCAGCACUGCUGCCAUUCCACAAGGUGCCUUCUCCUUGAACGGCUACAACAGGGUUAUGAGGUCAACAGAGGAAACAACAUCAAACAAUGUGUUCCCCUUCAAAAUCAUUCACGUGAACAAGAAACACCGAACCUGGUACUUCUCCGCAGCGUGUGAGGAGGAGAGAAAGAAGUGGAUGAAGUGUUUGCGAGAAGAAAUUGACUGUUACCACGAGAAAGUGGAGUCGCUAGGAAAUCUGAGCGACAACAGUGACACAGAGAAUUUUUACGGCGCAGUUGAACGACCUGUCCAAAUAAAGUACAAUUCUCUGGAGUCAGAAGCUGGAGAUUAUGCAGAAGAAGAUGAUGAGGAAGAUGAAGAUGACUACAUGAAACCAGAUGUACCUCAGGACAGCCCAGAGCCAGAAGAUUGCCAACCAGCGUUGAAACGUCAUCCAGUCUCAUCUGAAAUGAGCGGCGUGAAGUCACCACCUCCUCUCCCACCUCCCAGUCCGAGACGGCACUCACAUGGUUUAGCAGCUGGGACAGAGGGUUCACCGGAAGCUUUGCCCUUGCCUUCCCAUGAAAAUAAUGCAUCCCAGAGACGUGUGCCUCCCGCUAUUUCAGCAGGCUGGCCGACACCCCCUCCCACUCACUCAAAGCCCACCCUGAGUGAACUGGAGCAUCGCAAAAAAACGGUGGAAGUCCCAAAUGCCUGCGUGAAGAGCAGAAGUAACUUUUCAUUGGAUUUGAAUAAGCAGUUGCAACAAGUAAUUGGAAAUAGGGAACAGUUGCGCGUUUCAACUCCUCAAUCGCCUUCACACAGAGGAUCUACAACAGGACCACCUCCAGUGCCUCUGCAUAAAGGAUCUAUUGGUGGGUCCCCUCUUAUGCCUCCCCACAAAGGAUCAAGUGGUGGACCUCCAGUGCCUUCCCACAAAGGAUCGAGCAGUGGACCUCCAACGCUUCACCGCAAAGGAUCGAGUGGUGGACCUCCUCCAUUGCCUUCCAUCAAACGAUCUAGUAGUGAAUCUUUUGCAGCGCCUUCCCACAAAGGAUCGUGCGGUGGACCUCCUCCACUCACUUCCAUCAGCAAAUAUAGUGGUGGACCUCCCCCAGUUCCUUCCAUCAAAGGAUCUAGUAGUGGACCUCCCCCAGUUCCAUCCAUCAAAGGAUCUAAUAGUGGACCUCCCCCAGUUCCAUCCAUCAAAGGAUCUAGUGGUGGACCUCCUCCAGUUCCUUCCAUCAAAGGAUCUAGUAGUGGACCUCCCCCAGUUCCAUCCAUCAAAGGAUCUAGUGGUGGACCUCCUCCAGUUCCAUCCAUCAAAGGAUCGAGUGGUGGACCUCCUCCAGUGCUUUCCAACAAAGGAUCUAGUCAUUCAGUGCCGAUGAACAAAUCAACAUUGUCACAAAUACCAACUCAAGCUGAAAUGAUUAAACCUAAACUAUAUAAGCCAGACUUGUUACCAAAAGCAGCUACCAAUGUUCCAAAACCACCACCUGUUUCAGCCAAGCCUAAAGCUGAAAAGCACAACACACUUCCCUUACUACGUUCGUCUCCCGAUGGACAAAGUUUUCGCUCUGUUCUCCCGGAAAAACCACUUCCUCGAUCUCGUUCCCAAUCCCAACCUCUGGAGCUGAUUCACCCGUCUGAUGAAGAAGAUGAUGAUGAUGAUGAUGAUUACGAGAGCGUACAGCUACCAGACUCUGUGUUUCUGAAUACAACAGAAUCGAAUGAUGUUGAGAGGUUGUUCAUAUCUUCAAGUCCCGGCAACAAACCAGCGAAUGGAUUGUACUGCAUUAGGAAUUCUUCAAAGUCUGGGCAGGUUCUAGUUGUAUGGGAUGAGUCAGAGAAGAAAGUGAGGAACUACAGAAUAUUUGAAAAGGAGUCCAAGUUCUAUUUAGUAAGUGAGAUAAAGUUCAUGUGCCUCCCGAGCAUGGUUGAAUUUUAUUACAACCACACACUGCCAAUCCAUGAAAAACUGUAUCUUAAGGUACCCUACGGACCCAGAAACCCACCCUGAUACCAUCAGCUUGCUUUCUCCACAACCGACUCGUUUUUAUGACUUGAAACAAAGUGAAGUAGGAUAAUUUAAAAGCUGCACAUCUGGAGUUUGGAGACUCUUGCACAUCUACAAGAAGGGAGAUAGAACGCCCUCAUUCCUGAAGAGCUAUGUAUCUCAAUUCAUUAUCGACAUGCUCGGAGAGACCCUGGCAGUGGAGUCUGCCGAGCCGCCGCUGCUUGCCCACCAAAGACCAGUGACAGGGAGGAAGGUGCCAGCCACGAUGAUGGAUGUGUUGGGAGAGGAGUGAGGCUGGUAGGAGAGGGAACUGGGACCAGGGUCUGGCCUACCACGUCUUCAAGGUCAGCUGCGGGAGGCGGCACCGGAGCACAAAAGUGGGCGGGCAAGGAGAGGACGUCAGCUGCUGGUCAGUUGAGGAAGGUAACAGCUGGAGGCUUGAAUCAGCAUGGAGUUUGCCUGAAUCGGGCACCGCUCAUAAGAACUGGAGCGUGGACUGGACUUGGAAAAUGGUGCUAACACAUGGCGACUCUUGCAUGCGGCAUCAGUCGGCCAUUUCUAUACAAUUGCUAAUCGAGGAUGAGCUUAGGUAUGUCAAUAUUCUACUGGACUAUUUGUAAGAAAAGAACUUCACCGUGAGAUUGCACGUCGUACAAGUGAUAAUAAAACACAGUUGAACCACUGAAGAGGAAACAGCUGUCAAACCAAACUCCUAUUGUUUCUUCCCCCUUCUUCUCUGCUCCCUGACAACACAACCAAGAUAGCUGUGAGAGAGAUUGAGUCAAACAUCCACCUUAGAAUAACAAAUAAUAUUGAACUUUGUCUACAUUAAUUUAAGAGAAUUAUAUCGUGGAGGGAUAACAUCGAAAUAUACAUAUUGUUAAUUACUUAGAAAUUGUAAAUAGAUGUUUUUUUUAAUGGAAGUAAACUAUUUUUGACA
Molecule: messenger RNA, 4388 nt
Organism: Leucoraja erinaceus (little skate)
Lineage: Eukaryota; Metazoa; Chordata; Chondrichthyes; Rajiformes; Rajidae
Gene: sh3bp2
Product: SH3-domain binding protein 2
Exons: 13
Coding region: 1259-3451 (730 amino acids)
Biological process (GO): signal transduction
Molecular function (GO): SH3 domain binding
Source: RefSeq, a predicted model, not a curated record